CUGACAACUGUCCAACUUACGUUGAUUGCUUUCAUCGGCUAUUGCACAGUCUUAGUCGAAGGACAGGCUCCAGCUGCGUCUGGGAUGUCACUACCGAUUCCGAUAUCAACCAAGGGUCAAGCCUUCGACUUGGGUCGUCUGUUCGGCGGAAAAAGUGGGGACCCGAUGUGGACGCUGAUUGAUCGCAAUCUGCCCGAGGUGCAGCAGAUGAUCGAUCAGACCAAGCAGAGCUGUAUGGCCAAGCUGCAGAUGACGGGGCCGCAGCGUUCGCUCAUCCGUGAACCACGACCAACGCCCAAGGAGAAGUGCCUGGUGGAGUGUGUGCUGAAGGGCAUUGGACUGAUGGACAGCGUGAGCAACCGUCUGAAUUUGCAACGCGUGGAGCAGCUGACGAGCAAAGUGACCGAGGACAAUAAGCUGGCCAUUGCUCUAGGCUGCAGUCUGGCUCAAAGUUGCAAUCGCUCGAUCAAUGUUCCAUCGAAUAAGCCCUGCGAAGCGGCCCAUCAGCUGAACCAGUGCAUCGGUCGGCAUCUGGAUCGCAAUCGGGUCAAGCUGCACUGGUAGA
Messenger RNA from Drosophila albomicans, 565 nucleotides. It is a transcript of the gene Obp19c, whose product is annotated as general odorant-binding protein 28a. Gene Ontology annotation, biological process: sensory perception of smell. Lineage: Eukaryota; Metazoa; Arthropoda; Insecta; Diptera; Drosophilidae. The coding region runs from base 85 to 564 and encodes 159 amino acids. The transcript is spliced from 2 exons. The record is from RefSeq and is a predicted model, not a curated record. Gene Ontology annotation, molecular function: odorant binding.